Sporisorium graminicola is the source of this 2274-nucleotide messenger RNA. RefSeq lists its product as uncharacterized. The record is from RefSeq and is a predicted model, not a curated record. The transcript is spliced from 2 exons. Bases 1 to 2274 code for a protein of 757 amino acids. NCBI's taxonomy places the organism in Eukaryota, Fungi, Basidiomycota, Ustilaginomycetes, Ustilaginales, Ustilaginaceae.
AUGACCUCGGUUCUGGCAAACGUGCGCAGUCAUUUCACGCAGUCCGGCAUGUCGAACGAACCUCGGUUUCAAUAUGCGGACCUCUCCAGAGCCUUGGCUCCAUCCACCUCUUCCUCGACUUUGAGUCUCGCCAAUCCAUCCUCCUCAGCCUCGUCUAGCACCAUGCCCCUGUCCUCCUCCUCCUUUGCGCUUGCCGCUGCCACUCCGGCUACCACCAUGUCCUCGGCACCUACCACUUCCGAUGCUGUUCCUCACUCUCAAGCUGGCAUCGUGCCCUCCUCUGUGUCAGCUUCGGACCCCAACUCCCUUUACUCUUCCUCCGUCAUCCCGACUUCGAGGGCAUUCGAUUCGGUUCUCGCCGGCUAUGCUACUUCCUCUACUUUGGAAGAUGUCUCGGCCUCGUGUCCUCCCGAAGGUCCCUCUUUCUCCACCAGCGAUUUCGAUGCCAAUCUCGCUGCUGCCGCUUUUGCCCCCAUGUUCAGCUCCAACGAUGCGACAGGCCUCGACGACCCAUCUGCUCCGCUCUCAUUUCCUGUGCUCCCCGCUUCCCUCCUCGACGAGGCCCCAGAGUACGAAUACUCCGUGCACACGCGUCUCAACGUCUUCGAGGCCACCGACUUUGGCACAGAUAUCCCCUCCUUCAGCUUUGCAGACGACGGCACGCCUUUGCUCGACAACACUGCAGAGUACGCCCUCUGGUCAACCGGGCUCGGCGUCGAAGCUGGCGAUCUCACUGCCUCGGCCGCUUUCUCGUAUCCCGAUGACGAGCUUGCUCUCAUUGACAGCAGCAGCAGACUGGAGACGCAGCCACGAACUGCAGGUCACUUUGAUCUCUCUUCGCGGCCUGACGAUUCUUUGGACCUAAGCUCCGAUUCGCUCCUUACCCCUCGCAACGCUCUUCCUCUCGCAUCCACCAGCAACAGCGCAGCUGCCGAUGUUCACCUUGGCCCCGGCAUCUCGUCCGGCUUGGCCUCCUUCCCGGGCUCGUCGACGGCUAGCCUGGUCGAUGGUGCUCCCUCGGUGCUCCAUCCGGGUCCUGCCUCCAACCAUCUGCAUCAGCGACAGCCUCAGCAAGCCGCUAUGCAGAGAAUGUCGCUCGAGGCUGACGGAAUGUACGAAUCCCAAGCUGGGCCCUCGCGCGGACUCAACAGGCCUCGAGAUGCGCUCUUGAGCGCCAACUCUCCCUAUGGGCGGGGCCGUCCCUCGCUCCAGGCUCAGCGCAGCCUCAACAACAUCAAUGCUGCCUCGAACUUUUCGCCUCAGGGAUUCAACCCCGAGCUUCGACGUCUUUCCACCGGCGCAGGCGUAUCAGGUGCUGGCGGCGUUCGCGGUCCCAGUCGCGACCCUGUCGUACCCAGCCAGAAUGUCGGUCGCGCGCGCCUCAUGAGCUGGCAGAGCGGUGGAGCCUACUCUGGCGAAGACUGGCAGUCGAGCAACAUUGCCGACUCUGCUCUCGGCAUUUCCGGCGAUGCGGGUCUCGGUCUGGGUGCGCACGGCAUGUCUGACACGGUGGUUCCCAACGGCAUGUCGAUGCACGCAGGUGGCAUGAUCCAGCCUUCUCGAUCCUACGGCUACGGCAUGCAUCCAUCGUCGUCAGGAUUCAUGCCGCACCACGGCAUGAACCCGCAUCAGACCGAUAUGAUCAAUGCGCUCGGCGACGCCAUGGACGCACGCAUCGAUGUCGACGGUAUCGCAAAGUGCCCGUACCCAAACUGCAACAAGACGUUUGCCAAGAAUCGUUCGUACAACCUCAAGGCUCAUUUGCGCUCGCACUCGCAGCUCAAGCCGUUUGCUUGCUCUGUCUGCCCGCGCGCGUUCUCGCGCAAGCACGAUCUCGAACGUCACAGCCGCGUUCACUCGGGUGACAAGCCUUACGUCUGCGAGAUCUGCGGCAAAGGUUUCCCACGCAGCGAUGCGUUGCGAAGGCAUUGGAGGGUCGAGAAGGAGUGCGGAGACAAGGCUGCAGCGCUGGAAGCGAGCCAGUCGCUCACAAGCGUGUUGAGCGAAGGAGGCAUGGGCUACAAUCACGAAAGGAGUCCCGAUCAGCAGAGUCACCAACUUCAGUACAACCAGCCGUUGCAGAGUAGUAGCUCCUCGGGCUUGUAUGGCCACGGUGCGUUGCAGCAGCAGCAGCAGCAACAACCACAACAGAGGCAGCAGCAGCAGCAGCAGCAGCAGCAGCAAUUUGCUCAGCAGCAGCAGCAGCACUACUCGGGCCAAGGGCAGCAACAGCGAACUUGGGCUGAUCAGCAACAGCAGCUGAGGCGCGCGUGA